AUGGGAUGCACGGAUAGGGAACGCCUGGCCUACGUGACUUAUCAGCUGACAGGACCCGCUGACUUUUGGUGGGAAACAAAGAAGAGGACCAUGGAUCCCGCUCGCCGUGAGGCGCUUACUUGGGAGGAGUUUAAGGAUGAAUUCUAUAAUAAGUAUGUUCCCAUGAGUUAUCGGCGGGCGAAGGUAGUGGAGUUCCACACUUUAAAACAAGGAAAUAUGACGGUCACGGAGUACGACCGCACCCUAUGUGAGAUGACUCGUUAUGCGCCAGAAUUGGUGGAUACAGACGAGAAGAUGGCUGCGAAGUUCCGUUCCAGCCUUAGGCCAGAGAUAAGGGUAGCUGUGGCUAGUCGCAGGGGAAUUCCUUAUUCUAAGGUGUUGGGUUGCGCGCUAGAUGUGGAAGAAGCGCUACCCAAGAAUGAGAGGACAACGAAUCCGGCACCGUCUGCAGCCCCAUCGAACUUUAGAGACAAAAGGAAGUGGGAGGGAAACCGAGCUCCUUUUGACAACAAGAGGCGUUUUUCCACUUUUCGGCAACCGCAGAAUCAUGGGCGCCAGAUUGUGCCACAACAGAGGGGAAACCCACAGAGAACACCCUACUGUAGUCGGUGCUCCAAAUAUCAUGUUGGGGAGUGCCGAGUUGGAGGCAUUCGGUGUUAUGCCUGCGGCGGGAAUGGGAACAUGUCUCGGGAGUACCCAAAUAACAACAAAGGUGGAGUAAAGAAUGGGCAAGGAUAG
Molecule: messenger RNA, 738 nt
Organism: Salvia splendens (bonfire salvia)
Lineage: Eukaryota; Viridiplantae; Streptophyta; Magnoliopsida; Lamiales; Lamiaceae
Exons: 1
Coding region: 1-738 (245 amino acids)
Source: RefSeq, a predicted model, not a curated record